GCACGCCCGGACAGCCUUUUGGCUGUCUGGGCAUGCUGGACGUUGUAGCUUUGCAACAGCUGGAGGCACACGGCUUGGAAAACACUGCUCUUAUAGCUCCCUGUGACAUUAUCCACUCUUUUGUUUAAAAUAGCUUGUGUCAACUAUACUAACAGAACUCUGUGAUGAGGAUCAUACUGACUCAGUACAGCCUGCAGUAUUCUCUAUCGGCCACCAGAUGGAGACAACAUACUGCAGUAAAAAUAAAAAGUUAGAACGUGAUCGCGCUCUCUGAUUGGCUGAACUUUAGGGUCAGCUUAAAAAACAUGGCGUCCUCCAAAGUGUCGCAUGUUGUGGCGGAUGCCGGAGCUUUUCUUAGGAAUGCCGUAUUACAGGAGAUCGGGGCUCACAUCUACACCGUGCCGGACGUGGUGGACGAGAUCAGGGACAAGCCGACCAGGAGGCGACUGGCAGUGCUGCCCUAUGAUCUUCUGUUCAGAGAACCCAAACCUGAGAACAUCCAGCUGGUGACAGAUUUCUCUAAGAAGACCGGAGAUUAUGUCAGCCUCUCCGCCACUGACAUCAAGGUCCUUGCCCUCACCUAUCAGCUUGAGGUUGAACAUGUUGGUACAGAACAUAUAAGAAAAGAGCCACCACAGAAGGUGUGCGUGUCACCCACAACUAAACAUCCUGAGGCUCCAGUCAAUGUUGCUGGGUUUCCAAUUUCCUUCCAGUCCACAGGCAAGAAAGAAGACAUACUGAAGACACAGGCAAAAGAGGAGACUAAAGAAAGCACAGAGAAUAAAGAGUUCAAUUCGUUUUUCUUCUGGAGAAGCCCCCUACCAAGUAUCGAGGAUGAUUUGCUGGAGUUAAUGGUAUGUCUAGGAAUGCCCCAGUCAGUAUCUGUGACUACAAGCCUAAAGGAAGCUUCACUGACUAAACAGGACCAUGAAGCAGACAAAUCUUCCAGUGAGGAGGAGGAGGAUGAUGAUGAUGACGACAAUGGGGGAGGUUGGAUUACACCUAGCAACAUCAAACAGAUCCAGCAGGACAUGGGCAGCCAUGAAGCACCAGUAAAUGUAGUAGUUGGCUGCCUGACUACGGACUUUGCCAUGCAGAACGUGCUCCUGCAGAUGGGGCUGAAUGUGCUCUCUGUGGAUGGAAUGCUGAUCCGCCAGACCAGGAACUACAUUUUGCGCUGUCAUGGCUGCUUCAAGACCACAGCCGAUAUGACCAAGGUGUUCUGUCCCAACUGUGGUAAUAAGACGCUGAAGAAGGUCGCUGUGUCUGUGGAUGAAGAUGGUAGCCUCCACGUUCAUUUCUCUCGAAACCCAAAGGUUCUCAACACUCAGGGGCUGCGGUACUCAUUGCCAGCCCCACAAGGUGGCAAGCAUGCAUCAAACCCACAUUUAGUGUGGGACCAGAAUUUCCCACAGCAGCGUCUUUCCAAAAAGGCAAGAUCCAAAACAGAUGUAUUUAACCCAGAUUACAUUGCCGGAGCAUCACCCUUUGCAGAAAACGACAUAUACAGCCGUGCUGCCAAUUUAAACAUCAGAGAUGGAGCGGUAGGAGCUGGGCGAAGGCGGGUGAACCCUAAUGCUCCCCGAAAAAAAGGAGUGAAAAAGAGAUGAGUCCUGUAUCAACGAAAGAGGGGAGAAGAAGAGGACUUAUAUUUAUAAUGUGCCUUAUGUCAGCCUGGCUUGCAGUGGAAUUCUUGGACGAAUGGCUAAAAUAGAAGGUCUGGCAUAGGAUAACAUACAGAUAUAAUAAUGGAGUAAACAAGGCUCCACCUUGUUGAUGUUUUCCACAGUCAGGGUGAAAUUCUAGUAACUGUAUUUGUAUAAAUUUCUAUGCUGCUUAACAAAUAUUUGUGUCCUAGUAUGUUCUCCUUUUAUAGUACGAAAGCAGCUUCUAAACAAAUAGGUCUAUUGUGAAACAUGAUCUUGUGGUCCGGUAUUAAACUCUGGAAAUGCU
Hyla sarda is the source of this 1953-nucleotide messenger RNA. RefSeq names its product NIN1 (RPN12) binding protein 1 homolog (gene NOB1). Gene Ontology annotation, cellular component: preribosome, small subunit precursor. Gene Ontology annotation, biological process: ribosomal small subunit biogenesis; maturation of SSU-rRNA. NCBI's taxonomy places the organism in Eukaryota, Metazoa, Chordata, Amphibia, Anura, Hylidae. The record is from RefSeq and is a predicted model, not a curated record. Gene Ontology annotation, molecular function: RNA endonuclease activity.